AUGAUCUAUGCGGCCGCACCCCAUUUGCUGUGGCCGUUUGCAAUGCAGUAUGCUGUGCAUCAGCUCAACCUCUGGCCCCGUGUCUCUGCUCCGGAGACCUUGCCCACACUGCGUUGGACGCGGGAGAAUGGCGAUGCGUUGGUUUUCCGGGUCCGGGGAUGUCGAGCCUUUGACCGUGAUACGUCCGCGGACAAGCUCUCCUCCCGUGCCGUUCCCUGUGUCUUCCUUGGCUUUGUCCCUGACGCGCCUGGCUGGCAGUUUAGGUGCCUAGCCUGGUUUGACGAGUCGGUCCCCUUUUACCGUCUCUUCCCCUACCGCACUGCCCCGCUCCCCCCUCCGCCGCUCUUCCUCACACUAGAUGCUUCUUUGUUAGACCCCCUACCUCCCCAGGGUCUUGCUCCGUCGGGUGUUUCCCAGGUAGACCCGGUCGAGCCUGACGAGGUAGCUGUCGACUCUGGUCCUGCGCGAGGUACUGCGUCUCGGGGUGCUGAGACUGGGGGUGCUGAGCCUGGGGGUGCUGAGACUUGGGGUGCUGAGCCAAGGGGUGUUGAGACUGGGGGUGCUGAGCCUGAGGUGCUGAGACUGGCGGUGCUGAGCCAAGGGGAGCUGCGACUGACCGUGCUGCACCUGGUGGCGCUCCCUCUUCACAGCAGCUGCGUGAGUGGUACUCUCUGCGUUGCAGCCUCUAGCGUGGGACUGCUCGAGCUGGGGGUUCUACCGGAGUUGGAGCUGGUGGUGUUGCGGGUGCUGUGUCGCGGCUGCAGCCUCCCUCCCCACAGCGGCUGCGUGAGUGGUACGCUCAACGCUGUAGCCUCCGGAGCGGCGCUCCUAGCACUGGGGUGCCGCCUGUUGGAGGCCCUUGUUCUGCUGGAGGUACUGGAGCCUCUGGUCCAGGAGGUGCUCGCACAGGCGGUACUAGAGCUGUUGGGACUGGGGGUUCUGCUGGAGCUGGAGCUGGUGCUACUGGAGCUGCUGGUGCUGGAGCUGCUGGAGCUGGAGCUGCUAGAGGUGCUACUGGUGCUGGAGUUGGAGCUGGAGGUGCUGGAGCUGCUAGGGCUGCAAGUGGAGCUGAGGCCUUACAGCCUGCCUCGCCACUUCCUAGUCCUUCUCCCUACAUUGGUCCGACAAGAGGUCUUACGGAGCAUCGUGAGCUUGAGUCUCGUCCUCCGUCAGCGUCCUCCUGCUGUCCCAGGCACUCACCAGUUGACGCUUCGUCUUUCCACUGCUCCGCAGCGGGUCUCUCCUUCUCCUCCUGCAUCCUUUCUUCCUGCCCUUGCUGACCUGGAGUCUGACUCUCUCCGUGCUGCUAGUCCUACUGUCACGCGUCUCCUAGCCACUGCUGUCAGUGACCCUUCCUUUGACUCAGCUGCUACGUCAGCCUUAGUUGCUGAGCUUGAUGACUUUGCUGCUCACUGUCGUCUAGACCACGCUGUCAGCCUUGUUGCUGAGUCUGAGUCUGUCUCUCCUCCGUCUGUCGGGGGUGAGUGUGCUCUUCGCACAGACGUCCUUGAGGACUGGCAGAAGGAGUUUGAGUGCUUUGCCACUGAUGUACUUCAUCUCGUGUCCAUGCAGAUUGCACCUGAGGGAGACCCUGAUGCACCAGACAUCCCGGCCCCGCGCUCUUACCCUGAGGCGAUCGCGGGUGAGUACUCCUCUCAGUGGCAGUCAGCCAUGGAUGCAGAGAUGGCAUCCUAG
Molecule: messenger RNA, 1695 nt
Organism: Closterium sp. NIES-65
Lineage: Eukaryota; Viridiplantae; Streptophyta; Zygnematophyceae; Desmidiales; Closteriaceae
Source: the annotation of a GenBank genome assembly